AUGGGAAAUACGGAUGAUGAGGCAGAGGCCAGGGUUCCGGCACCCAGCGCCGAGGAUGUUCGUGCUUUUUCACAGGUGAAAGGACGUUUAGAUAGAAUCUGGACGAGGGUACAGCAAAUGUACGAUUCAAUUGGGAAACUUCCUUCCACUCUUAAUUCUUUUAUGAUUCGCUCUGAGAAGAUUGAACAAAUCGCGGAGGAAUAUGAGAAUUAUCUUUCGCAAUUAGAUGCGAUCGGUGCACGUCACCGGAAUUUAAGAAAGGAUACCAGUAGUUUAUCAAAAGCAUUCGAUGAUUUAUUUUAUAAAAUAGUAGAGGUUAGAGCAGCUCACAAAUCGACUUUCCAAGGCGUUGAAGGGAAAGAAAAGACUUCCAAAUCGACUAAAUCCUUACCAAACUAUAUGCCGCAAAUUCAGUUACCACGGUUCAACGGUGAACUCGAAAGUUUUCCAGGAUUUAUUGCACUUUAUGAUAAAGUAAUUCAUACCAACCAGGAUUUGUCUGACAUAGAAAAAUUUGCCUUUUUGCUUUCUUAUUUAGACGGAAGAGCCCUGGCUCUUGCACAAACAGUGGUUUUUGAUCCGAAUAACUACGAGACUGUUUAUGAUCUCCUUAAAAAUGAAUUCUCAAAUGUUAGAGUUGUAGCAUCGCAUUACUUCAAUCAAAUAUUUCCAUUGCAACCUAUAAAAUCGGUCAAUCCAAAUUCAUUGAAAGUGUUUUGUGACACUUUGCAGGCCAAUGUUAACUGUUUGAAUAAACUAGAAAUCCCGGAUUUGGGACAAUUCACACUAUUGUUCUGGAGCUUGAGACUUCUCGAUCCGCAUACCCGUCGAGAUUUUGAAACAAAAUUUUUGAAUACAGAUUUUCCUAAAUUCACUGAACUUAUUAAGUUUCUCAGAGAUCGGUGCGCUGUUAAUGACUUGAGUUCAGAUACACUCAAGCCCAAAAUUCAAGGUCACUCUUCAGUGGCUAUUAAUAAUAAAAAGGUUUUCGUUACCACACGGGAAGAAUCUAUUUUCACCUCAAAUGAUCAAAAGGAUUCAGUGUGUCCAUGUUGUGAGGGUCCACAUAAGUUCGCCCAAUGUCCGGAGUUUUUGCAUUCUUCGGUUGAAAAACGUAAAAGGUUCAUACAAUUACAUAGAAGAUGUUAUUCAUGCCUUGGUCGUCAUUCGAUCGCUAACUGUAAUUCUAAGAAUUGCUGUCGCAAAUGCGGAAGUAGGAAGCACAAUACUUUGAUAUGUUUUCAGCGGUCGAAUAUCGAGGGAGCUACAGUUUCCGAUAAUAGUUCGCGAGGUAAAACAUCGGUUGACUCUACUCCUGCGGUUCAAAAAAUUGAUAUGCCUUCCACGUCAAAGGGUUCAAAAAUUGUAAACACUUGUUCAUGUUCGGCGGUGAAUACCACUUGUCUUCUGGGAACGGCGCGCGCUAGAGUUCGAGAUAUAAACGGGUUAUGGCAAACUUGUAGGUUGGUGUUGGAUUCUGGUAGUCAGAUGAAUUUGGUCACAUCGAAAUUUGCAUUACGGCUCGGUGUUCCGAAAAGGAAGUGUAAACUUCAGAUUUCUGGGGUGGGUAAUAAUCAGCUCUCUUCAGUUCGCGGUUUGAUUUCUUGCUCAUUGACGUCAGUGUUCAAUGAAGAACAACUAGUUUGUUUCGAAGCGGCUAUUGUGGAUAAAAUAACUUCGAACCUGCCGACAGGAAAUCUCCCCCCUACAAUAAAAGAAAACUUCUCAGAUCUACGACUCGCCGAUCCUGAAUUUUAUCGCCCUGCGUCGGUUGAUAUUCUACUAGGGGUUCAAUCAUACUUGGAUGUAUUGACGGACGAACCGCAACAUAUAAUAGGGAAUCCAUCUGCUAUCUCUACGCGAUUGGGAUGGGUAGUAAUGGGGAGUGUACCAUCGACGGUUUCUCAAAUUGCCAGUUCACUAUUUACAAUUUCGGAGGAAGAGUCACUAAAUAACACCUUAAAAAUGUUUUGGGAAUCUGAAGAUGUUUCGAUUCCGGGGGUGGGUCAGUCACCGGAGGAUAAUUUUUGCGAAGAAUACUUCUGCUCUACGGUCUCACGAGAUUUAAAGGGGCGGUACAUCACCAGACUCCCCUUCAAAAAUCGUUCUCGUCCUGUUUUAGGCUCAAAUCGGCAGCGAUCACUGGCGCGGUUUCAUAAACUGGAAUGUAAGUUCAAACGCGAUCCGGAAUAUUAUAAGUUAUAUAAGGAAAAUUUGAGUGACUAUGUAGAACAGGGACAUAUGGUUCCAGCUCCUCGAAAAUCCGACUAUGUAAUGACACAUCACGGGGUUCUGAAGUCAUCGACCGAAAAAUCUAAAUUAAGGGUGGUAUUUUCUCCAGCGGAAAAAACUUCAUUAGGGGUCAGUUUGAAUGAAACCUUGUGUACCGGUCCAAAAUUACAGAGCGACAUUGGUCAAAUAGUUACUCAAUUUCGGCUUUUUCCUAUCGCUGUAACGUGCGAUAUUAAACAAAUGUAUCGAGCCAUCUGGCUCCACCCGGAAGAUUGCGAGUACCAACACAUUUUCUGGCGGUUUUCUUUCGACGAUCCGAUCAUGGAAUGGGAAUUACGCACGGUGACAUUUGGCAUAUCGAGUAGUCCGUUUUUAGCUCAACGAACUGUCAAACAACUCAUAUUAGAUGAAGGUGCGAAAUUUCCGCUAGCGGCACAGAUACUGGAAUCCAGUCGAUUUAUGGAUGAUAUUCUCUUCGGUGCUUUCAGUACAACCGAGGCUAACGAAUUGUGUCAGGAUUUGGUGGCUCUACUCCGGUUGGGCGGUUUUGAACUGGGAAAAUGGGCAAGUUCAUGUCCUUCAGUAUGCAAUGAUUGCGCGAUGGAAUCGAAAGAUCUGUCUGUUAUCGGUACUUCUUCAAUUAAAGUAUUGGGUUUAAUAUGGGAUCCUAUACAAGAUGAAUUUCGCUUCAAGGUGGAUGAUAACCCGACAACUCUUACUAAACGCGGCAUUUUAUCACGUGUUGCUCGGGUGUAUGAUUACAAUGGGUAUUUAUCUCCGGUAACCUUCGCUAUGAAGGUGAUUCUUCAAAGACUUUGGCUGAUUAAGGCGGACUGGGAUGAACUGUUACCUUCUGAUGUACUUGAGCUAUGGACCCCUCUUGAGAAGGAGUUCAAGAUGUUAGAAAAUGUUUCUAUUCCUCGGUGCGUAGUUCCGAGUACCCCGUCUAAGGUACAAAUCAUCGGUUUUUGCAAUGCUAGUAUAUUAGGCAUGGCGGCAGUUGUAUACCUGCGUGUGGAGACUGAACACGGCAUUGUUUGCAACUUACUACGCUCGAAAACUAAGGUUGCCCCACUCAAGGGUUGGACGAUAAAUCGUCUCGAGUUGGGAUCUGCUGUCUUACUUACUAAACUUAUUCGCUUGCUACACCCGCUCCCUCUGACUCUUCCAAAUUUGGAAAUAAUUUGUUUUUCGGAUUCAACGACCACCCUCGCGUGGAUUAAAACUCCUCCUUAUAAGUUAAAGACAUUCGUGUCGAAUAGAGUUGUACAAAUUUCCGAAGCAUGCCCUAAUGCGGUUUGGAAACACAUUCCUGGAGAACUCAAUGCCGCUGACUCUGCUAGUCGUGGACUAAAACCAUCUCAGUUUUUAAAUAACCAGACUUGGUGGACCGGGCCACCUUUCCUGGUAACUCCGGUUGAAAACUAG
Coccinella septempunctata (seven-spotted ladybird) is the source of this 3660-nucleotide messenger RNA. RefSeq lists its product as uncharacterized. The transcript has 2 exons. NCBI's taxonomy places the organism in Eukaryota, Metazoa, Arthropoda, Insecta, Coleoptera, Coccinellidae. Bases 1 to 3660 code for a protein of 1219 amino acids. The record is from RefSeq and is a predicted model, not a curated record.